AUGAGUGAUGUCACCGAAAGACCUAAGAAAACGCGUCAGUUGCGGCGAAACAGAUCGAUUUAUCAGGUACAUUACAACCUGCGUCCACACGAAAACGAGGUGAUGGCGAAGCCCCUCGUGGUGCCGACCGCGCCGCUACAGGUGCAGGCCUACGAGCUUCAGGUGGCUGGACACAAGAACGACGCGACGGAAACUAGAUAUUUGGGUUUACUUCAAUGCAGCAAUGGAAGAGUUUUUAAGCCGAUCCUAAAAGAAUCCCAGCAAAGGGAAGUGGAAUUCUACAACAAAGUGUUCACGUCGACUGACCCCGAUUUGAUAGAACUUAGAAAAUUAAUACCCAAAUAUUAUGGAACCCAAAAAUUUACGUACAACGGCUAUGAACAAGAGUAUAUAAUGUUAGAGGAUCUCACGGAGAGGAUGUUGGAGCCGUGUAUCAUGGAUGUUAAAAUUGGUAGAAGAACAUGGGAUCCUCUUGCAACAGAAGAGAAGAUCAAGAAAGAACAAAGCAAAUAUAAAGAGUGUAAAGAAGAGUACGGAUUCUGCAUCCCCGGCUACCAGGUGUACAAACUGGCCAACGGGAAACUACAGAAGUACAACAAGGAAUAUGGAAAAAAGUUACACGGCUCCAUGGUUAGAGCGGCGGUGCGCAACUUCCUGAACGGUGUGUCGGGGUGCCUGUGCCGCGCGCUGCUGAUGCAGCUGGUGGCGGCGCUGUGGGCGGCGCGGCGCUGGGCGGCGCGCGCGCGCCCGCUGCGCCUCUACGCCGCCUCGCUGCUGCUCGUGUACGACGCGGCGCGCCUGCGCGCCUGCUGCGACCCCGGACACGCCGGGCCCGCCAGAUUCUCCCCAGCGAGCUGCCAGCAGCCGCCGGCGCCGCGCCGCAGGUCCAUACACUCGCUGCACCCCACUUCAGGCUCGGGCUCCAACUUCAGCGGGCAGCUAUCCUCGAAGGGGCCCAUCUACAAGAAGGUGCAGUCGGUCCCCCUAGCCCCCCUCACCCUGGCACAGACCUCCUUCUCCCCUCACCCCCCCAUCAAGUCCCCCUGGACGGAGGCCCUGGACAAACUUAACCACAACCACUCCUUCGAGCACAAUUACGAGGACAAGUUGUCCAAAAUCAAAAUGAACUACCGAGCAGUCCUUGACCAGCUCUCCAGCGACUCGCCCACCCCCAACCCCUGGGGAACAGUCAAGAUAAUCGACUUCGCCCACGCGUUCUUCGAUGAAGAUGAAGCUUCAGUGGAUGAAAACUUCAAGGAGGGUCUCGAUAAUUUUAUCGCUAUAUUCGAGUCUUUGCUCCGGGAGACUGAUGAUCAGGUGUCG
Messenger RNA from Brenthis ino (lesser marbled fritillary), 1323 nucleotides. Lineage: Eukaryota; Metazoa; Arthropoda; Insecta; Lepidoptera; Nymphalidae. The record is from the annotation of a GenBank genome assembly.